Messenger RNA from Prorocentrum cordatum, 1276 nucleotides. Lineage: Eukaryota; Dinophyceae; Prorocentrales; Prorocentraceae. The record is from the annotation of a GenBank genome assembly.
GGGAGAGGGGCGACGCCUGCCGCCCCGCGCGGGCGCGGGGGAUUCAGUGGGGCACCGGCUCUUCUCGAACGGUCGAGGUGGAGGUCGAUGCCACGGUCAUUUGCAAGUGGAAAGCCGAGGAGAACGCCGAGCUGACGCAUUCAUAUUACUGUUACAUUGGCAUUCGCCAGCGAGGUAGCACGUCCCACUUCGCCAUGAUGCCGCUGGGCGUGAGCAAAUCUCAGAGGAGGGGCAUUGGAGACACCGGCGGAGGCCGCGUGGCCCCCGAAUCGUCCGAGGCGUAUCACGCUUUCUGCAAGGAGAUCCUUGGCGACCGCAAGUACAAUCUGCUGCUCAUGACAGACGGCGCGGGCUGCUACAAGUGCCGCUGCUCGGAUUGCGUCGUGCGGUUUGAGGAGCACCACAGCGCGAACCACUCCAGGAAGCCGAAGGCCGAGUUUUCCCGGCCCAUCCCCGCGGUCGUCGCCGACGUCGACACGGGCCACACGAGGGGAUCUAUGGCUGGCACGAUGACGAUCGACAAAGAAUGGGAUCUUCUCAAGGAGCCUUUGCCACGGAACCUGACUGCCCGCACUGUGGAGGACGUCGAUAGGACGGACGGCUACGUGAGGUCUCAGCAAUGGCGGCGCUUGGUCGGCAACGACGAUCGAUGGUCGGCUUUUCUCGACGCAGCCAGGGAGUGGGCGAAAUGCGCCGAUUCCAGAGCGAAGCUCAAGCUGGGUCUGGCAACGGGGAAAGCGGGCAAGUUGGCUCUGGCAGCGGGGAAGCGCUUGGCCGCCGAAGCCAACCCAGCAGAUCCCUGGCACGCGGGCGCCCUGUGGGGCGAUCGGUAUCUUGAGCGCCAGGGCAGCGCUCCCGUGUGCGGCCGGCAUGCCUUGAACAAUUUGUUGGGGGCGCCGCAGUUCUCGGACGGCGACUUGGAGGCAUUCACGAGCAGCGACGACAUGUUGGGGGCGCUGGUGAACCAUAACAACGUCCAUUGGUCGGCUAUCCAGGCCUGGUGGCGGAUUCUCAAGCACAACGACCGCGUGUGGCACGUAGACAGCCUCCGUGAACCCGCCAUUCUAGACGAGGCAGCCUUCGGCAGGGCGCUCCGGAGGCAUCCGAUGGCGUUUCCCAUCGUGACCAAUUCAUACCAGGAGUGAACGCACCUUUUGUGAUCAUACUUUCGGUGUCGUUGCGUGCACGACGAGCGCGCGGCGGUUUUCGAGCCAUUCUCUCUGGUGCCCCUUUUCGGCUACAUUGGCCUGGUGACUCGCCGUUGGAGCGAACAGUG